This is a messenger RNA of Symbiodinium natans, 402 nucleotides long. NCBI's taxonomy places the organism in Eukaryota, Dinophyceae, Suessiales, Symbiodiniaceae. The record is from the annotation of a GenBank genome assembly.
AUGGCCUUUUUCGGCUUCGACACAGUGAAGACGGAGCGUGGCACCAAGCGCACUCACGAAGAUGAAACCCCUGCGGAGCGGGCCGAGCAGGAGAAGAUCCGCCGUGCUAUACUGGCAGGGUCAGAGCGCCGCGCCGCCGCCGCAAAAUCUACGCCUAGGCCACAAGCCGUUCCGGUACAGGCGCCUGUCCCGAAGAAGCGGGAGGAGUGGCCAAAGUUGCCGCCCUUCGUGCUCAACGGCGAGGUCCCGCGCGGCGAGAAGAAGCAGGUCUGCAACACCUACAAUCUGGCCACGAGCCAGCCGCAAGCAGUGGUGAUGCAGAGGCACACCUUCCUUUUGGCGAUUUUAACGCACGAUAUCAAAGUCUCUGUUUGUCGCACGGAGGACCGACAGCCUGCCUGA